CUCUCUCUCUCAGUUCUCUUUGUGCUAGUGGCACUGGUGUGCCUGGACCUCCAUGCCCGCGUUUCCUCGGCGCCCAUCUGUGCCAACGGCCGCGUCGGCUGCCACAUCCUCCCUCUGUCCGACCUCUUCGACCGGGUCAUCCAGCACUCGGCGAGGGUGCACGGUCUCUCCAGCGACCUGCACUCCGACUUUGAGCAGCAUUUUCUGCCCAGCAAAAACCACAUAGGCAAAGCUUUUCCAAGAUGCCACACAUCCAGCAUACUAACACCCAAUGGAAAAGAGAAUGCACAGAAACUGGCUCGUGAGGAAUUAACAGAGAUCAUCUUGAAGCUUCUGGUAGCCUGGAGGGACCCCUUGUGGAAGCUGCACCACAGCAUGGCUAACGAGCCUGACCACUUCAGCAGCCUGAACAGCAACAAGGCGCUGGACAUGAGCGACAUGGUUCACGAGCUCCGCAAGGGCGUCGAGAAAGUCGCCGAGAGGAUGCAGAACUUGGGGAUGAUCAGUAACUCUGUGAGUGGGGUCCUGUCCCCCGAGGCCUUCUUGCCCUCUGCGGAGCACGGCGAGGCCAAGGCUCUGGCCAACUACGACCUGCUCUACUGCUUCCGCAGGGACUCCAACAAGGUCCAGAAUUACCUGAAGAUCCUCAAGUGCAGGAUCGUACCUGAGCAUGACUGCUAA
Molecule: messenger RNA, 681 nt
Organism: Sardina pilchardus (European sardine)
Lineage: Eukaryota; Metazoa; Chordata; Actinopteri; Clupeiformes; Clupeidae
Gene: prl2
Product: prolactin 2
Exons: 4
Biological process (GO): positive regulation of receptor signaling pathway via JAK-STAT; response to nutrient levels
Cellular component (GO): extracellular region
Molecular function (GO): hormone activity
Source: RefSeq, a predicted model, not a curated record